GGGGGCGCCAUGGGAGGCCCAUGAGAGUAUAUAAAUGUUGGGUUUCACAGAAAAGUGGUCACUAAAGCCUAACCAAAAGACAUCAGAAAGUUAGUGGCUGGAUGGUGCUGCUCACAGCCUGCAGAGAUAAGUGAUCCGUGAUCCUUCAUCCUGAGCGUCAAUCAGGGAGGCUCUCUCUCUCUCUCUCUCUCUUUGCUCUUUCCUUUCUUCUCUGGUGGUUUCUCUCACUUUUCCUCUCUCUGCAAAUUUCUCUCUUCUGGUUCUUUGCUUCUCUCUGCCUUUACUUUUUCUUCCCCCAACCAUGGCUCCAACCCUGGCCACGGCGUUUGCCAGGCGCUGGUGGAUGGCAGUGACUGCCAUUAUUGAGAAUCUGCUCUUCUCUGCUGUGCUGCUGGGAUGGGGAUCGCUUCUCAUCAUGCUCAAGUCAGAAGGCUUCUAUUCCUACCUUUGCCACGAGGAGGAGGGUAACAGCACCAGCUACAAUCUGUCUCUACCUCUGGCAACGCCGGCAUCUGAUGAGUACAUUGACUACUAUGACGGCGAGGGUGGUGUGGUGGGUUUGGGAGAUGGGGUGGAGAUGAGGCCUCUGGUCCCCAUGGACGGGCCAAUGCGGAUGAACGGCUGGCUGAUCUGUAAAGAACAGGAUGAGAUGCUGAAUCUGGCUUUCACUGUGGGCUCCUUCUUGCUCUCAGCCAUCACACUGCCACUGGGGAUCGUCAUGGAUAAAUAUGGGCCUCGCAAGCUACGACUGCUGGGCAGCACAUGCUUUGGAUUGUCUUGCCUCCUCAUUGCUUAUGGAGCCUACAAACCAAAUGAACUCUCUGUCCUUAUCUUCAUUGCCCUGACUUUCAAUGGCUUCGGGGGCAUGUGCAUGACCUUCACCUCUCUCACACUCCCUAGCAUGUUUGGUGACCUCCGUUCAACCUUCAUCGCCCUGAUGAUUGGCUCCUAUGCCUCCUCUGCUGUCACCUUCCCUGGUGUCAAGGUGAUCUAUGACUUUGGCAUAUCUUUCAUCACUAUUCUGGUGGUGUGGGCUGCUUGUGCUGGACUGGUCUACUUGAACUGCUUCUUCAACUGGCCGAUGGAACCAUUCCCAGGACCUGAGGAUAUGGACUACACUGUGAAGAUCAAGUUCAGCUGGCUGGGCUUUGACCACAAAAUCACAGGGAAGCAGUUCUACCAGCAAGUGACCACAGUGGGCCGCCGGCUGAGUGUGGCCAGCAACGUAAGGCAGAAGGAGGUGGCUACUAAAGAUGGACCCAAUCUGUGCCUCUCCACCAUGGACCUGGAAAUGGAUUGCAAGCCAAAGGAUGAAUCCCAGUCAUUCUUGAAAACUAUCAGCACUCCAAUUUUCCUUCUCAGUCUGGUGACCAUGUCUGUCACUCAGCUUCGUCUCUUGUUCUACAUGGGGGCCAUGAACAGCGUGUUGGAGGUGCUCAGUGAUGGAGACUUCAACAAAGUGGAAAGGAUGGAACUUGUGAGUUUGUACUCCUCCAUCUUCGGCGUGCUGCAGCUGCUCUGCCUGAUGACAACUCCUGUGAUUGGUCAGAUCAUGGACUGGAAACUGAAGGACUGUGAUGAUGGAGAAGAAGAAAAGGAGCCCUUCAGCAAGGGUGAACCAAAGAAAAAGCGCAGAGACAAAAAGACUCAGAAGGUGACCAACGCCCUGCGAGCAUUCAUCCUCACAAACCUCCUUUUGGUGGGAUUUGGAAUCACCUGCUUGGUUCCUAAUCUCCCCCUGCAGAUUGUUUCAUUUGUCUUGCACACUGUGGUGAGAGGAUUCAUUCACUCUGCUGUCGGUGGCCUCUAUGCUGCUGUGUAUCCCUCCUCACAGUUUGGCAGUUUAACAGGAAUGCAGUCUCUGGUCAGUGCUGUGUUUGCUCUGCUGCAGCAACCCCUGUUUUUGGCUAUGAUGGGACCCCUGGGGGGAGACCCAUUCUGGGUCAAUAUUGGACUCCUUGCUCUCAGUAUGCUGGGUUUCCUGCUGCCUCUCUACUUGAUCUGCUACAGAAGGACGCUCUACAAAGAACAACAGAGGAAAGAGGACGAUGCCAAGAUCUACAUCAGAAUCAAUGGCUCUGAUAUCCCCGAGGCCUACGUCUAGAGGAAAAGUGAACGGCAGGAAAACAGAGAAUAAAGGAGACACUGAGAAAUAUGGGCGAUCUAAUGAUACAUGCACACAUAAGCAUGAGAAAUCUGUUGUAAAAGUACAACUGAAAUAUCACAUUUUAACACAGAAU
This is a messenger RNA of Amphiprion ocellaris (clown anemonefish), 2240 nucleotides long. It is a transcript of the gene slc43a2b, whose product is annotated as solute carrier family 43 member 2b. The record is from RefSeq and is a predicted model, not a curated record. Bases 302 to 2104 code for a protein of 600 amino acids. NCBI's taxonomy places the organism in Eukaryota, Metazoa, Chordata, Actinopteri, Pomacentridae. Gene Ontology annotation, molecular function: neutral L-amino acid transmembrane transporter activity; L-amino acid transmembrane transporter activity. The transcript is spliced from 15 exons. Gene Ontology annotation, biological process: neutral amino acid transport; transmembrane transport.